AUGGUAAAAUUAACCCCAAUCCGUAAAAGGAAGGUCAAAUCAGGAUGCAAAACCUGCAAGAUACGUCGCGUUAAAUGUGAUGAGGGGCGACCAGCUUGUCGACGUUGUGUUUCAACAAGUCGAAUCUGCGAUGGUUACGGCAUCUGGGGCGGUGGUGGAACUCCCUAUGCGCCACCGCAAAGUAAUCGGGCUCUCUCCGUUUACUGCACUCCGGUCCCCUCCGGCUGCCUCAACGCCGAGGAACAAGUUUGCUUCGACUGGCUGAUCAAACGAACCGCAAAGAAGUUCGCUGGUCUGUUUCAGUCGGACUUUUGGGAAAUUUUGAUCUUCCAGGCUAGUGCACAGGAACCCGCCGUCCGCCACGCAGUCAUUGCCCUCUCGUCUGCCCAUCGAUCUGAGCAGCGCUAUAAUUCAAAAGCUGCAGCUGCGUUGAACAAGUUCGAUGGUGAGCGUUUUACUUUGCAACAGUAUAAUAGAGCCAUUCAGUAUCUACGCACCAAUACAAUCCAGACUAGUCAUUCUCUUCGAGUCGCCCUGAUUACAUGCAUGCUCUUUGUCACAUUGGAAUAUUUGCGAGGCCAGUAUCAUAUGGGCAGUGCACAUCUUCGAUUUGGCAUGAAACUCCUCGCCGAUCUUUCCCACCCAGCACGUCGAUCUCCAAUGACUCCUAAAGCUCUGCUUCCCGACGAAGACUUUGCCUACAACGCCCUAGUCGAUGCCUACGCCCGAUUAGGCACUCAAUCCGCCAUGUUUGGUCACAUACCUUCAAAUAUAUGUUUUGUGGCGCAACAUCCGCGAGCUACUCUCCCAUACAUAUUCGCGUCGCUCCUAGAAGCCCGACGCAGUCUGGACGACCACCUGAACAGAAUCCACUGUCUGGAAGCAUUUCACCACGAACACCGCUCACGAAGCAACGAAGAAAUGGUCAACACCCAGAUCCGCAUCUUAGCAGACCUCGCUCUUUGGAAAAAAGCAUACACUGCCACUCUCGCCCGUCUGGAAACCGACAAGACACCCGGCCGAGACAAAUUCGGCUAUCUCCUCUUACGAGUAUACCACGAAAUGGGCACAAUAAUGGCCUCAGUGUGCCUCUCAGAAUCAUCAAAGGAAGAAAUAAUCUUUGACUCGUACACAGAAAACUUCAUAGCAAUAAUGUCCGGAUUCCUCGAUUUGUGGAAAAGCUGGACAGCAACCAAUUUCCGCGAAGCAGACCUCUCAAAAAUAACCACUCAAUCCGCCGACCUCCAAAACAUCUUCAAAGACUUCAAAAGCUUAUCCGACAUGGACUGCAUCCUAGAGUCAUCCCUCCUUGAGAUCCUAGAAAAGUCCGCCUCCAUGAAUGACCUCCUUCAGGCGCCAGACUGUGGCGGGGACGGGUUUACCGUUGAAACCGGAUAUAUCCCGCCUGUAUAUUACACAGCGCUGAAGUGCCGUGUUCCGCGGAUUCGUAGACAAGCUGUUAGGGCGCUGAGAGCGGCGCCUCAUCGAGAGGGAGUAUGGAACGGUCCUCUGUUGGCUAGGGUUUUGGAGGAGGUUAUUGGUCUUGAAGAGGGGGAUUUUUAUGCUGGUGAUGUGGGUCUUAAUUUGCCAACUGGGUGUCUACUUCCUAUGCCAGAGGAUUUGCUGGUACCGAUGGUUUCUGCUGAGGCGAGGGUUUCGGAUGUUAGAGUUAUUCUACCGCAUGAUGUGGCCGGGGAUACUUAUAUUACUUAUCGAAAGAUGGGGCUAGGUGGGGAGUGGGCUACUUAUAAACGGAAGGUUGGGUUGUAA
Messenger RNA from Penicillium soppii, 1770 nucleotides. RefSeq names its product Zn(II)2Cys6 transcription factor domain-containing protein. The record is from RefSeq and is a predicted model, not a curated record. Gene Ontology annotation, biological process: regulation of DNA-templated transcription. The transcript is spliced from 2 exons. NCBI's taxonomy places the organism in Eukaryota, Fungi, Ascomycota, Eurotiomycetes, Eurotiales, Aspergillaceae. Gene Ontology annotation, molecular function: DNA-binding transcription factor activity, RNA polymerase II-specific; zinc ion binding. The coding region runs from base 1 to 1770 and encodes 589 amino acids.